CAAGCCUCCAACUCACAUCACAUUUCAUUCACAUAUAUACACUCCCUCCGCCUUUGCUUUUAUUCCGAUCGAUGAUGGAUGUAGCAGUAGCGCACUCCAUCCGCCACACUAGAUAAGCAGCGUCUCUCCCUCUCCUGUCUCGAUCUCUCCACCAACCACCAUUGCUGAGGCUGAGCUCUGGAUGAGCUCGGCUUGCCUCCUGGAGCAGUGGAUCAUGAGCAGUCCGGAGGACGACGAGACAAUGUUGUCCUUGGCCGAAGAAGUGGACGAGUGUGUGUUCAUGAUGGACUACGAGCGGCCACCACCAGCCAUCGCCAUGCAUCACCAAAACCCAUACCACGUCUUGGAGGUUUGUUGGUUUGUUCAUCUCGUCAUCAUCUGCUGCUCCUACAAUCUCGUAUGAUCAGCUGAUGGUACGUACCUUUCUACUAGUUACGGGGGUUUCGUUUCGCCAUUUCUGAUCCAAAUCCUUCGUUGCGUUACCCUGUUGUUUGCGUCUGCGCUAUACAUAUACGUAUCGUCAGGCUAUCGUUGAGCCCAGCACACAGGUGGAGAUCGAGGUACAUGAGAGGGCCAUGAAGCACUUGAGAGAGAUCGGGGAGGAGAGGCGGACGAGGAGCUUAUUGAAGAGGAGGCUGAUGAUGAGGCUCAGGAAAGACGGCUACGAUGCGUCGCUCUGCAGGUCUUCUUGGGUCGCUACCGCCGAGCACCCGGGAGGCGACUACGAGUACAUCGACGUGGUCGUUGCGGGGGAGCACGGCGGGGGCGCGGCCUCGUCGUCUUCCACUUCCAGCAGCAGCUCCAGGAUCGUGGUCGACAUCGACUUCAGUUCCCAGUUCCAGCUCGCCAGGCCGGCCCCGUGGUACGCGCAGCUCUGGGCCCGGCUGCCGCCGGUGUUCGUGGGGCCACGCGCGAGGCUCCGGAAGGCGGUGUCGCUGCUCUGCGAAGCGGCGCAGCGGUCGCUGCGGGAGAGCGGGCUGCACGUCCCGCCGUGGCGGAGGUCCGGGUACAUGCAGGCCAAGUGGCUCCCCGGCGGGACCUCGGAGGUGGUGGCGGCGGCGGCACAGAGGUCGGUGGCGAUAGCGAGGGGCGCGGGCGGCGGGACCCGGAGGCCAGGCGCGGGCGCGGGCGCGGGCGGCCUCUCGAUGGCGCUGCUGUCCAGCUCCGGCGCUGAGGCCAACGGCUGUCAAGGCCAAGCUGGGUCCAUGUGGGCGUAGUGCUCUUUUUACUGAUCAGAGGAUCAUCAGAAUAGGCCGCAGAAACUAGCUACACCAUUUUGUGCAUUGGUUAGGUAGGUUAGCACUGGUAGUAAGAACUGCUUAGUAGCAGCAGUAGCAUUUUGGGUUGAGCCACGGCCAUGUCGUCAUGUGGAUGUGGUUUGUGUGUGUUUCUUUUGUUUUCGUUGCAAGCUGUGCUGUCUGCCUGUCUCUUGCUUGGUUAGCCAAGCGCCCAAGCCAUGCGGCAGACGACGGACUUUGCUUCGGUGGUGGGGUAGUUUCCGAGGCCGCAGCAAGAGAGAUCAGCAAUGCGAUUUCUGAAAAGGUAAGGCUAAAA
Molecule: messenger RNA, 1554 nt
Organism: Zea mays
Lineage: Eukaryota; Viridiplantae; Streptophyta; Magnoliopsida; Poales; Poaceae
Exons: 2
Coding region: 576-1217 (213 amino acids)
Source: RefSeq, a predicted model, not a curated record